AUGGCGAAAGUCGUUUCAACAAAUAUCAUGCCAUCCAUAGUCGAUCAACGUCAACAUCGUAUCAAGAGGAUCUCUAUAGGAUUAGGCAUUUUUCUGUUUAUCUUAUCAUUGGCAUUUCCUGUGUAUAUCAUCAAAAUAUAUUUUCAAAAUGCAAUUGUUAAAAACAAUAUCCCAAGUACCAUUCGUGUUUCCAAUCCAACUCUGCAGCAAUAUUUUUUAUUAUAUUCGGAUUAUUCAGAAACAUUGACAUGCCCAUGUACCCAACCAUCGAUGAAUUAUGGUAAAAUUCUUGAAAUUGAUUACAUAUUACAUCCGGUCUGUAGUAGUAUUUUUGUAUCUGAAGAAUGGAUACUUUCGUUUUCUGACAAUAAUAGUCCACUGUUUUUUGAUGAUUUUCGGAUGACAGCUUCAUAUGCAUUUCAAACUUUACAAACAUUAUGUAUGCUGAGUCAACAGACUAUCGAAAACAAUUUAAUGAAAUUUUACUCUGAAGAAUAUAUUAAUCUAAAUAUCCUUCCACCAGUAAUGUUUCAACCAAAUAUCGAGUUACGAGUUAGUAAAUUUAUGGAAUUUUCCAAAAAUGAUUUUUUAUUAUCUUUCACAAUGAUUCGUAAAAUCAUUCAAGCCAAUGGUUUGUUAUCUGGUUUACAAACAAAUUAUCAAUUUAUGGCACAAAAUACUGAAGUACACACAAUCUCAAAUAUUUACAAUGGAUGUUCCUGUUCGGUUUCACCAACCUGUAUUACUCAGUCUAUGAUUUAUGACGUAUCAUCUUAUACCAGUUUGUUCAGUAUACCAGGAUUUUACACAGGUUGUUAUGUUGUUGAAUCAUUACUUCAAUCUAAUCUUCAAUGUUUUUUCAAUCAGACGUGUCUCGAUCAGUUACUUAGUUAUAUAUCAACGCCAAUGACUGUUCAAGCACUUAAUGAAUCACUCCUGUUUGAAGAUUUCAUCAAUUCAGCUAUCAGAAACCUUACUGAAAAUUUGAUGGUCGAACUGAUCAAUCUAUCAAUAAAUUACGAGAAUUAUUAUGAAAAAUGUCAACCGAUAUUCUGCAGUUAUGUAAUUGAAACACCGUCGACAACUGAAACAAGAAAUUAUACUAUCUAUAUAAUUGGUUUAGUUAUCGGUAUUAUUGGUGGUGUUAUAUCUAUUUUACAUUUGAUUAUACCAACGUUAGUGACACUCAUCGUUCGCAAUAAUUAA
Molecule: messenger RNA, 1206 nt
Organism: Adineta ricciae
Lineage: Eukaryota; Metazoa; Rotifera; Eurotatoria; Adinetida; Adinetidae
Source: the annotation of a GenBank genome assembly